UAUAUCAUGAAUUCAUGAUGUCUCACAUUAGGUCAAACGACUAACUCUAACGAAUCUUAAACCUCAAUCCAAGCUCGUCAAUUUCAUUUCGUUGUGAGGCAGUAUUAGUCUUUACAACCUCUAUAGUCUAUACUAACAGUGCACCAAAUCACACUUUAACUUCAACUAUUGGAACACCAGCCUGACACUUACCCAAAUACCUGAUUUAUUGAGAAACACAAAACAAUGGCGACAUCACAUGAACCAGAACCAGAACCCAAAACCCUAGAAACAGAGACCCAAAACCCUAGUCCAAAUUCAAUCUCCGAAGAACCGAAUUUAAGUAACCCAUCCCCUGAAUCCAGCGUAAAGCGCAAGCGAGAGGAAGAAGAGCAGGAAGUAGAAGAAGAUGUGCCAAAGAAGACUAAACACCCGCUGCACAAGACUAGCAUGUGCUCCUACUUCCGCCGCAAUUCUGGGUCUUGCAGCCAUGGAGAAGGGUGCCGUUUUGCGCACAAUGAGGAGGAGCUUCAGCCCCGGCCUGACGGUUCGUGGGACCCGACUUCGGACCGGGUUAAGAGGAGAGAGAUUGAGAAUGUUGAAGAAGAAGAGGAGGAAGAGAAAAGUGUUAUGAUGACUGAGAUUUUGGCGGAGUCUGGUGAUCCUCAGCUUAGCAAAUGUUUGAUUCAUUUGCCUAGGAAGUGGAACUCUGAUCAGUUGAAGACUUUUCUUGACGAACAGGGGGUCAUUUUCAAAUCAGCUAAGAAGAAAAAGGGCAUGUCAGUGGGGUUUCUGACAUUUGAAACUGCUGAGCAAGUUUCAAGUGCAACAGAGGUAUUAGGAGGAAAAUCUAUUGGCAAGGAGAAGCUGAAGAUUGGGGAUGUCAUUCCACGAUCAUAUGACGAGAAGAUAAAAUCAGCCCAAAAGAGGUAUCAAAAUUUGAUACCUGGAGUAGUUGAUGAAACAGAGGCUACUUUGGCUUCAAAUGAUAAUGCAAGUGGUGAAGAAGUGAAUGGUUCAGCUUCAAGGGGAAGGAGUGCACGUGAUGUAGUGACUCCCCUUGCUCAUCUAUCAUAUCCUGAACAGCUAGACAAAAAAAAGAACUCACUGAUGCAAAUACUUAAAAGACUUACUAGAAAUGCACGUAAAGCAUGUCCAAAAGGUGUUCCACUACCCGCUUGGGCGGUUAAUUCCAGGGAAAUAGGCGGGCUUCCAUGCAAACUAGAAGGGAUAAUCGAGUCACCGCUUAUCAAUGGUUACCGUAACAAGUGUGAGUUUUCAGUUGGGUAUUCAGUGCAAGGGAAACCAACUGUGGGUUUUAUGCUUGGGAAUUUUAGAGAGGGUGUUACAGCAGUUGAGGAGCCUACGGACUGCCCUAAUGUUUCUAAAAUUGCAUGCAAAUAUGCCCUGGUCUUUCAAGAGUUCUUACAGGAUUCAGGUUUACCAAUUUGGAACAGAUUUAACAAUACUGGCUUCUGGCGUCAAUUGACAGUUCGGGAAGGACGGAAUCCGCAGAAAGAUAUUGAGCUCGAGGUUGAGAAUCCGGGGGCUAAUAUUUCAGAAGCCAUGCUUAUUGUUCAGGUUUCGACAGAGGGCCAUGAUGAUGAUCUUGUAAGUAACGAACUUGAGAAACUGACUCGAGCAUUUGUCACUGGUGCUGCUUCGACGUGUCCACCUUUGCCUCUUACUGCAUUAGCUCUCCAGGAUCACAGAGGCAUAUCCAAUGCAGCUGCUGCUGAUACUCCAUUGCGUCCAUUACCUAUACCUACAGCUCAAUCCAGUUCUGAGGCAGAAGUUGUCAUGGCUACUAAUGAAUCCAGAAUCCAUGAUUAUAUUGGCAAUCUUCGGUUCUCUAUAUCACCUACUGCCUUCUUUCAGGUCAACACUCUAGCUGCGGAGAAACUAUAUACUCUUGCAGGUGACUGGGCUGGUCUAGGCCCGGAUACCUUACUUUUUGAUGUAUGCUGUGGGACUGGCACAAUCGGCCUGACAUUAGCCAACCAUGUUGGUAUGGUAGUUGGUAUUGAGAUGAAUGCUUCUGCUGUAUCUGAUGCACAAAGGAAUGCCGAGAUAAAUGCCAUUACAAAUUGUAAAUUUAUCUGUUCAAAGGCCGAGGAUGUUAUGGGUUCUUUAUUGAAAGAAUACUUGGAUGAUUCUGAAGACCAAGAUGAUACUUCAAAUCCUUUAGAUAAUGACGGAAAACAAUAUAGCACAGGAGAAAAUCAAAUCUCCGUGAAUAAUGAAGCACAUUCUGAGGAUUGCUUGAAUGAAGUAAAUGUGGACGAAGAUCAUGCAUGUGAUGUUAAUAAAGGAGAGCAGGAUCUUCAGAGCAAUAACGUUAAUGAUGAGAGUUCCGCAAAGCAGCAUUUUAAAAAUGUUGUUGCAAUUGUUGAUCCUCCACGAUCUGGACUUCACCCUGUUGUUUUAAAAGCUCUGAGAACUCAUCCGCGUUUGAGGAGGCUUGUGUACAUUUCUUGUAAUCCUGAAACAUUGGUGGCAAACGCUAUUGAACUGUGCACACCAUUGUCCGAAACAACUGAGAAAGGGCGCAAAGGCCAAGGAUGGAGGAAUAUGAGUAAUGCUGGGCUGGCACGUCAUAGACUCAAGUCUAUGCCCAAGUCUGAGCCGUUUCAACCGGUCAAGGCUAUGGCAGUUGAUCUCUUUCCUCACACUCCGCAUUGUGAACUGGUAAUGUUGCUGGAGAGGUGAAAGUCUACCUCGUGGACAUAGUCUCUCUUUCUCUCCCAUGGCUCGCUUCCAACACAAUUUUGAUGGCAAGAUAGAAUUUAAUUGUAUUUUUGUUAUUUAUUUAUCGUAUUUUUUCUCCUUCAAAGUAUGCUGGUUAAUAAUAUUGGAUGAGCAUAUUACUUAUCAUGCAUGAACCUUUCUUUCGUGGUUGAGUUGUAUUAGUUUGCGACCUUGAUAUGUGUGACUUUUAUAAGAUGAACCAGAAGAAUUGCAAUGAACGAAGACAAGUUUAUGUCUUCAUCGCCAUA
This is a messenger RNA of Beta vulgaris subsp. vulgaris (sugar beet), 2975 nucleotides long. Its product is annotated as zinc finger CCCH domain-containing protein 24. The transcript is spliced from 14 exons. Gene Ontology annotation, molecular function: RNA methyltransferase activity; nucleic acid binding; metal ion binding. Gene Ontology annotation, biological process: RNA processing. The coding region runs from base 226 to 2688 and encodes 820 amino acids. The record is from RefSeq and is a predicted model, not a curated record. NCBI's taxonomy places the organism in Eukaryota, Viridiplantae, Streptophyta, Magnoliopsida, Caryophyllales, Amaranthaceae.